ACCACACCACAUCCGUAUUGGAAAUUUGUUUUGAUGAUGGUGGAUGUCAGAUUUUGUGGGAUGAAACACCACUGAGCGACUCGCCGUGCGUAAAAUCGUGCGUAAUAAAAAAGCUUUUCCUCGGAGUGGACGCGACUUGCGCAGCCAAAGGGGGAUCGGUGUCGAAGAAAUCCUAGUUUUAUUAUCAGCCUCCUCCAUCAGUGUUGUUGUUGUUGUUGGCCACUGGCUAAUGCUAACGACGGCUAGCUAACAGGCUAACAAAGCAGCCUUUCAUGUUGAGGGGCUGUUUGUGCGUUUGCCAGCCACAGAACAGGUUCUAGCUGUGGGUGAGCAGCUUUCAUGUCUGUCAGGAGUCAUUUUUGUCGUAGCCGUGUCACAUUUUCCCGUGGCCAUUGCCUGGUUGGGUCACCGCUAGUUAGCCCGCAAAAAUGGGUUAGCUGAUGUAGCCAUCUCGUUUCUGACACUAGAAUGCAGUUACCAGUUGGGAUUUGUGUGUCUUCGUACUGUAAUACGGCUGUAAUAAGUCAGCUUGUCAGAUUUGCUUGCUUUUCUCUUUAUUUUGAGCCAGCCAUCUUCAAAUAAGUACCUCUCUCUGACACAUAGUUGAGUCUGGGAGCCCACCCACAACUGGAAAGGUUUGACGUUUUUGGACUUAGGGGGUCAGGGUUAGGCUCAUUGUCACAAGCAUUUCCCAAAGCCAUGCUAUGAUGGUGCUACGUCGAUUACUGAGAAAGCGCUGGGUUUUAGGUGUAGUCUUUGGACUGUCUCUGAUCUACUUCCUCACCAGCACGCUCAAACAGGAGGAGAGAACCAUACGGGAUCGCACCCUCUUGGAGGUGAGGGAUGCAGACCAUCGCAUCCCCUGGAAGGUCCGCUUCAACCUGGGCAACAGCAGCCGACAGAUCACACAAUGCCGAAACUCCAUCCAGGGCAAGACGCUGCUCACAGAUGAACUUGGCUACGUCUGCGAGAGAAAGGACUUGCUGGUGAACGGCUGCUGUAACAUCAACGCACCCAGCUCCAGGCAGUACAUUUGUAAAAGCUGCCUGGCCAACGGCUGCUGUAAUAUCUACGAAUACUGUGUGUCAUGUUGCCUCCAGCCUGAUAAGCAACCUCUCCUUGAGCGCUUCCUGAAUCGUGCGGCUGAAGGUUUCCAGAAUCUCUUCACCGCUGUGGAGGACCAUUUUGAGCUGUGCCUGGCCAAAUGCAGGACCUCCUCGCAAAGCGUUCAACAUGAGAACACCUACCGAAACCCUCAAGCCAAGUACUGCUAUGGAGAAAGUCCUCCCGAGCUCCUUCCUAUAUGACUGUUUCCCUCUUGGUUUAAGGAUGAACAAUAAAAACUGGGGGCCUAUACAAGGGCCCUGAAGGUGCAUGGAGAAGAAAUAGAGCCAUCUCUAUGACAGACUUGCUGUCUUGGACAUUUUUUGCAUCAACCAAGACACCAGAACAACCUCAGAAUGGACAAAUACUGUAUGUGAUUUGAUUAUUUACACUUCAUAAGUGCAUAGACUGCAUCAUAUAUUCAUCCGUGAUGAUCAUCAGGUCUACAUAGCGGGCAGCUCAUCCAUCAGGAUUCGCUUCAUACCGUUCAUCGUCAUAAAAUAGGCUUCAUUUCAAUGCAGAUAUAUGAUUACUGCAGUUUUUAUGUAUCAUUGGACAUUUAAAAACCGCAAAGAAUGUGUCAUAACUUCUGUGUGUAGCGCAUGCGUAUGGAAUAGUUAUUUAAUAAAAGUGACUGUGAAAUUACA
This is a messenger RNA of Myripristis murdjan (pinecone soldierfish), 1751 nucleotides long. RefSeq names its product SREBF pathway regulator in golgi 1 (gene spring1). Lineage: Eukaryota; Metazoa; Chordata; Actinopteri; Holocentriformes; Holocentridae. The record is from RefSeq and is a predicted model, not a curated record. The transcript is spliced from 5 exons. Gene Ontology annotation, biological process: positive regulation of SREBP signaling pathway. Bases 705 to 1307 code for a protein of 200 amino acids.